CUUGUGUCCUACUUCUCCACGGUCCACCAAAAGCAAAAGGUAGGAACCAUAUACUUUAAAUUAUAUGCAUUUUUUUCAACUCUCAUCUUUAUCCUUUUUCUUCUUUUUCUUUCCUAUAUUUUCUCUCCCAUAUCUCCAUCAUCCUUAUCAGAUUCCACUCAUCACUCUCAUGAACAUCACUGUACUCUAAGAACCCCCUUUUUUUUUUCUGAUCAAAAAAAUCCAAAUUUUUUGUUUUUCUUUCUCCACAAACAAACAUGUUUUCAUCCACCCCAUUUGUCCUCUGUUUUGCUCUGUUUCUGUCCUUACCCCUUCUCUUCGUCUUCGGCCCUCAAAUCCUCCCGCCGACGCGCAUCUCCGACGACCUCGCCGACCUAGCCCUCUUCCGCAAGGCCACCCGCGCUUCAUCUGCCGCGCGCACGCGCUCCACGCUCUCACGGUUGGGCACCGCCACGAAUCCCAAGCCGAAGAUUGCCUUCCUCUUCCUCACGAACUCCGACCUCUCUUUCGCUCCCCUGUGGGAGAAAUUCUUCCAUGGCAACGGUAACCUCUACAACAUCUACGUCCACGCCGACCCAUCUGUGAAAAUCACCCCUCCCGGCGGUGUAUUCCAGGGCCGGUUCAUAACGCACGCGAAGAAGACGGAGCGAGCGUCGCCUGCUCUCAUCUCCGCCGUUCGUAGACUACUCGCCACGGCGCUUCUCGACGACCCAUUGAAUUCCUACUUCGCUCUCUUAUCCCAGCAUUGCGUCCCUCUGCAUUCCUUCCGCUUCGUCUACAAAUUCCUUUUCCGCAACACUUUAAGGUUAACAACCUUGAAAGAAACGCUCUCGUCGCCGUCUGUCCCAACGUAUCAGAGCUUCAUCGAAAUACUCUCCGACGAGCCCACCUUGGUCGACCGCUACAACGCUCGCGGCGAUGACGUUAUGCUUCCCGAAGUCCCGUUCGAGCAAUUCCGGGUCGGAUCUCAGUUUUUCACGCUGACCCGCAAACACGCGCUGCUGGUAUUAAGAGACAGCAAGCUAUGGAGGAAAUUCCGGCUGCCUUGCUUAAACGCCGACACGUGUUACCCAGAGGAGCACUACUUUCCGACGCUUUUGUCCAUGGAAGACCCCGGUGGGUGUACCCAUUACACGCUCACGAGGGUGAACUGGACAGCCAGUUUUGACGGGCACCCCCAUCUGUACACGCCGGAGGAAGUGUCCGCUAAGCUUCUGUACAAGUUGAGGAAAUCGAAUUCGAGUUAUCCGUACUUGUUCGCUCGGAAGUUCACCCCCGAUUGCUUGUUGCCGUUGAUGGAGAUCGCCGAUGAUGUCGUUUUCCGGGAUUAAAGUAAACUCGGGACAUUGAAUGGGAAUCUCUUGGACUUUGGGAGUGGAGAUGAAUUAUGUAUGCUUGGUGUGUGGGACAAGACCCACACCCCAACAUAUCAACUGAGGAAGAAAAAUCAAAAAAAGCUUUAAUCGUAGCUUUUUGUCUGUAUAGAAGGUGGGAUCGUGCUCAAGUGUGAUGCCUUACUUUUUUUUUCUUUUCUUUUUUUCAAAUGUAUGUAUGUAUGUUUUAUAUGUAUGGACGGUGGGCUUAGCGUGGAGUAGGGAAAAGCAGUAAGCAAGGCACAUUGCUUUUUUCCUAUUUUAUUGGAAGAAAAGUUCUCCCAUUUGCCCUUUCCGCAACCUUCUCAACUUUCAAUAUGUGGCGUUUUCUUUUAAUA
Molecule: messenger RNA, 1711 nt
Organism: Corylus avellana
Lineage: Eukaryota; Viridiplantae; Streptophyta; Magnoliopsida; Fagales; Betulaceae
Product: glycosyltransferase BC10
Cellular component (GO): membrane
Molecular function (GO): glycosyltransferase activity
Source: RefSeq, a predicted model, not a curated record